Archocentrus centrarchus (flier cichlid) is the source of this 5850-nucleotide messenger RNA. It is a transcript of the gene cep170ba, whose product is annotated as centrosomal protein 170Ba. The record is from RefSeq and is a predicted model, not a curated record. Gene Ontology annotation, molecular function: protein binding. The transcript is spliced from 19 exons. Lineage: Eukaryota; Metazoa; Chordata; Actinopteri; Cichliformes; Cichlidae. The coding region runs from base 231 to 5096 and encodes 1621 amino acids.
GGAGAAGAGGCGUUAGAGGAGAGUUUCGUCCGGUUGUCAUUCCCGGAGGGAGGUGAGGGUGUGAUCGAAAUUUACCUGUCCGUUGUCACCUGGUGAGCUUGUUGUAAGUACGUGUCGGACGGACGCCGAGUUUCACAUCUGUUGUGGGCCGAUAAACACUGGAUUUGCUCGGGAGUAACACGGAGAAGGCUUUAAAGGAUGCUGAGAAGAUCGUGACUCGUGGCCCCAACAUGAGUGUGACAUCAUGGUUCCUGGUCAGCAGCUCUGGCAUGCGCCACAGGCUGCCACGCGAGAUGAUCUUCGUCGGCCGGGACGACUGCGAGCUCAUGCUGCAGUCUCGAAGCGUGGAUAAACAGCACGCUGUCAUCAACUACGACCCAAACACAGAUGAGCACAUGGUGAAGGACCUGGGCAGCUUGAACGGGACAUUUGUGAACGACCUCAGGAUCCCAGACCAGACAUAUAUCACCCUAAAGCUGUCAGAUGUCAUUCGCUUUGGUUAUGAUACGCACGUGUAUAUCCUGGAGAAGAGUCAGCACAAGGUCCCAGAGGAAGCGCUUAAACAUGAGAAGUACACAAGCCAGUUGCAGCUUAGUAUAAAAGCCCUGGAGGCCAAGGCCAAGGAAAGACUGCAGCUCCAGAACUCAGAGAAGAGCAAAGACUCUUCUUCCACUGUCAAACUGCAGGACAAAGCCGAGCGUAAAGCCCACUCUCUCACAGCUGCCACAGAUUCUCCGAUAUCCAAGCCCACACCUCUGUAUGGGCAGCCAUCCUGGUGGGGAGAGGAUGAAGACCCAGCCAACAAAAAGCAGAACAGAGGUGGAAAAUUGCCAGAGAAGGACUGUCCAGAGCCUGCUAAAGAUGACUCCAGAUAUGAGUUCAACGGUUCUCUGCCAGAUAGUCAGUCUAAGACCAUCUUCUCCUACCGCCGGGAGCCCAGUUACUUUGAGAUCCCGACGAAGGAGUUCCAGCAGCGUUCUACCAAGAAACCUGAGUCACAGGUUCAUGAGAUUCCAACAAAGGACACCUCAGAUCCCACUCAGUGCAUCCCCUCCACACCCACACCUCCUGUGGUUCAGAGCCACGCGUCCUUCACCAUCGAAUUUGACGAAUGCACGCCAGGUAAAAUGAAAAUCAAGGACCAUGUGACCAAGUUUUCUUUCCGCCAGCGUAAGCAACCUUCCACAGAGGUUGUUACCACACCUACUGAAGUGAUGUCAGCAGAGAGUAAAGUUGCUGACUGGCUAGUCCAAAGCAGCGCUAGCAUGAUGGGAAAAGGGUCACAAGAUGAAGACGUGUGUAGCAUAAAUAGCGACCCAUCGCUUCUGAAGACCACAAAGGCAAACUACCCUGAAGAUGGCUGUCAAAGUGAUUCAGGGCACCCAGCAAUCAAUGGAAAUGACUUUCUCCACUCAGAACCUCAGGAUUCUCCACAAGCCUUAAGAGCUUCACCACCGCAACGGUUUCUCUCUCCUGACUCUGUGGAAACGGUGUCCAGCUCUCCACCAGAGUCUCAGUCCCUUUCUAGUGUUGGUAAGGCUGAGCCUCAACAAGCUUUUGUUAUAGAAUUCUUUGACAACCAGAGAAAAAAGCGCUCCCAGUCCUUCAUCAAUAAUGCUGCCCCACCAGAACCCUCCGGCCUCAGGCCCCAGCUGGAGAAAGCAAAGAAGAGCUCAAGUUCGACUGGGGAGAGACAAGUCACAGCUCCAUCCUCCACUACUACUCCCCCAACCCAACGGUACACUAUCCCUCUGAAGGACCCUGCUUCCACGGGCCCCCAGAGAGCUGGCUCUCUACGAAGGGAAAAGACUGAAGACCGGAUCAGCACCAGCUUUUCGUCCCGCUCAUCCUCAUCUGUGUCUGUAAGACCCUUUAGCAGCGUGGGCCGCAAAUCUAAGCUCGCCCAGGAGUUUACUGCUGAAUUACUGAAACAAGCAAAGGAGAUCUCUUCUGCCACCUGGGAGAAAAAGACUGCAGCUUCUAAAGCAGGGCCAGGGGUGGUGUCACAGUCUGACCAAAGAACCGCCAGCCCUCCUCAAUCUGAUGCUCAUUUCCAGCCUCAAACUUCCUCACCAAUUCAUAAGCCUGUCCCCCUCAAGGCCCCUGUUAUGCCCUCAAUAUCUCAAAGUGUUGAAGUUAGGAGCCCCACAAGCCCCAGAAAUGAAGAGGACGACAGUCUGAGUGACGCGGGAACCUACACCAUUGAAACAGAUGUUCACGAUAAAGAGCUGGAAGAGGCACGGAGCAAGAUUGACCAGGUGUUUGGUGUUGUUGAGAGCCCAGAGCGAACGAACCUGAGUGAAGCAGAAACCUCAUCAGCAUUUAGGCCCGUUAUUGUUCAGGGCAGGGAGCAGCAUAGGCAGAGUAGCUGUGGGGAGGUGAGGCCAGCUCCAGAGCAGGGACAGUGUCUGGUAAAGGUUCAGUCAGCAGGUGCAGUCUUACAGGGGGCUCCUAAGUGGAUGUCUUGCUGGGCCAGCUUGGCAGACAGCUACGCAGAAUCGGGCCCCUCGGCUGGACUCUUUGACAUCCGUUCCCAGAUGGGACUGUCAGAAGGGGCACAAGGCACGAUCAUCCACAAGGCUACGCUCAACCAAAGCCAUGACAGCACAGCCUCGGAUGUUUCAAGAGUUCAGCGCGGCCUGCCGCUGACGUCUCCAGGGGAGAAGAGUGACAUUCCAGCUCCCAGCAUUCAUGUUCAUUAUGACCCAAAUUCAACAUUUGAUGUAGGAGAUAAUAGCUUGGUGACCCCUGGUUCUCAAGAUGGCAUUCACAGGCUAACUGUGCAGGAUGACGUAGAGCCUGACAGCCUGAGUGAUGCCAGCAAAUCAGAUGAUGGGUCCAUUGUAGAGCAGAAGAGGAAGCCGCUGUCAGACCAAGAGGUAAAGCAAAAUGAGGACAAGCGCAAACUUCCAGCCAAGUCUACAUCUUUUUACAUUGGGUCAGAGGAGGAGGCAGCGCCCAAGGCUGGCACUCCUAAGGUUGAGAGGAAACAGGUAACCAAAACUUUCUCAACAGCCACUCUGACCAAACAGAGAGGCAGUGAGGACUCUGAAAGACUCAAACCCAUUGUAUCAGCUCCUGUACUGGGCCAGGGGACACAGAGGUCACAGGGUAAAGAAGCAUCUUCAUUAAUCAGACAGGAGAGUUUCACCAAAGAGCGGCCUAGCAGCGCCAGACUGCCUAACAUCUCUAGCCAGCCUGCUCAGAGAGAUUUAAACCCUGAAUUAUUACAGAGAGCCAAUACCCAGGACACUCAUUCUUUUCUUAAAGAGACUGAAGAUGUUCUGGCUGUACUGGAGGCCAAACUCCAAUCAGGACAAACCAGUACUCCAUCUCCCAUUAUGGACUCUCUUUCUGGGGAGUCUGAUGUGGAUACAUCCAGCACAGUCAGCCAACACAGCAGUAAGACAAAGCCAAGCACACUGGCAACAAAAGUCAGUGUCAGUGGCCUCCAGAGAGAGAGGUCUUCAGCUAGCCUCACGAGUCAGGACUCAAAUCACCAGUCAUCAGAAAAGCACCGUUCUCAGGAAGCAGAAAGGAGCAACAAGGCUGAGCCUUUGAGGAGGCCAGUUGGAUUAAGGCGUAGUGUGGGAAAACGUGGCUCCACAGACCUAAGUGAUGACCAUCAGAGCUUACCUUACUCUGAUCAGGAGUCAAACAACAAACACACACGCAAAUACACCAUUCCCCUUCAGAAGGAAGACGCCAAGAGCUCUAAAGUGUCCCAGGCGUUGAGUCGUGCCAACAGCUUGUCAGCCCCAAGACCCACCAGGACGUCCAUGCUGCGCCGGGCUCGCCUUGGAGAGGCCUCUGACAACGAGGGCACAGAGACGGAUAAGUUGUACCAGGAGGCCAGCAACGCCCCAGCUAAGCAGCCCCAGGAAGCCAAGAAACUCUCCAGGCUGGAUAUGCUGGCCAUGCCUCGUAAACGGACAAACUCGUUCAACACGACCAGUGACAAUGAGGCUUCCUCCACCCCACAGUGGACAGGCAGAAGCACAGGAUUUUCCAACCGCAGCGCAGAGCUGGGUGGCAGCUCCACCCGAAGGGCCUCUGGUCCAGGGCCAAAGCCUGUAGAAAGGCCACAGAAGGCAGCACUCAACAGAACUCCAAUCACCCGUGUACGCUCUAGCAGUGCCAAAUAUGCCAGCAGCACAGCGAGCUCUAGGAGACGACAGAAAGGCUCUGACUAUACCUCUACCUCAGAUGAGGAGUACGACUCAAACCAGAGCACUCCUAAACACAAACGCUCCCAACCUUUCCUAGCCUCUAAUAGCCCACGCAAUCCGGUUCGGCCGCAGCCGAUCGUUGCCCUGCGUCCGAAACACUGCAGCAGAGAUUCUGAAGAGGAGACCCACGAGGGAGACGCCUUCCACAACUGGUCCAGCCACAGUGCUGAGAUUGCACGCUUGAGUCAAGAUCUGGCCAAAGACUUGGCCAUCUUAGCCAGAGAGAUCCAUGAUGUAGCAGGUGAUGGAGAUCCUGAAGUGGAGUGCAGUGCACCAGACUCCACAGCAACUUCUUACGAACAGGAUCUUAAUCAGCGUAUUCCAGAGGCUAACAACUACCGGAAAGCAUCCAGGGAACCUGAGCAGAGCCGGAGUGACCGUGAAGAGAACUCCAGGUGCAGAGAGGAGGGUGUUGUGGAUACCUCGAUGCUGAAUCCAGUGUCUCAAGUCAUAGUGGCUAUCAGAGAAAACACGGAGCAACUUGCCGACAAAAUGAAGGUACUGUUCCAGGACAGAAUGGAUAUCUGGGAGGAAAUUGAGGCAAAAGUUAAUUCUGAGAACAACGUCCCUGUUGUAAAAACUUCCAACAAGGAAAUCACAUCUAUCUUGAAAGAACUCAGGAGAGUUCAGAGACAACUUGAGGUCAUUAACACAGUCAUGGAACCCAGCUGGCAGCCUGGAGCUACCAAGACCUCAGCCACUGCAGUUUCUUCCUCAUCUGGAGUCCGGUCUACUAGACCUUCUUCCUCACGAGAUUGGAGAACGGUGCACUCUGUUUUCAAACGCGGCGGUGGCCCGCGGCCCAGCGAGAGCAUCAGGAGAGCAGCUGUGACCCCGGACGAUGUCAGAGAGGGGUAUUUGGUCUGAGAUCUGGCACAAAUGCAGUUUCCACUGGUGCUGAACUUCUGCUGUAAGCUGCAAACACCCAGGUGCCAGACCAUUGUGCACAAAAGGAAACAAAGAGGAGGGAAGUGAGACUUUAUUCACUGAAGUCUGUCCUCCUGCACAUGCAAACCUACACACUACUGCACUAUGAGCAACACAGACACACCCCUGUGUGAUGUAGCACACUGAGGAGGGGAGGCCUGUACAUGAGCUGGCGAUUGAAAGAAGUGCUCAUAAGGCCACAAUGCUGUACUUGAUUCUGUAUGUUACAGAUUGUCCUCAGUGUUGUGACCAGCACAGGUGGAUUUGUUUUUUUUUUUUAAAAGAUCAUCAUAAUUAGGUGCCCAGUGAAAACCAUCCUGAGCAUAAUCAUCUCAGGGAAGUCUUUGAAUACAUCAAAUAUGUGCGUUUAGUGACAAAUCAGCAUUAUUGAGGAAAUGUUUUUUUCCAACUGAGCUUAUGACUUGCAUGUGUUUGUAUACUGCAUUUCUUUAAACCUUUGUCCCCCAUGUUUUUGUCUUUUGUUUGCCUCCUUCCUCUUUGUGGAAUAGAAAGGAAAAUGUAUUUUUUAGGGGAUUUUUUUGUGAGACACUGGUAUUUUGUAACUGACACAGCAUGACUGUUGGAGUGGGUUAGUUGCAUCAUGUGCCAGACAAGUUUCUUAGUAAUACACAGUUGCUACAAGCCAAUUUUAUGUGCAUUCUGGUACCAUUUACCCCCCCCCCCCCCCCCCCCC